AUGGACGCGAGCGUCGUGCGCCUGGACGCGGCGAUCCGCGCGUGGGUGCUGCUGCCGAUCACGCUCGCGAUGUUCCUCGUCGGCGCGCUGCGACACCACGCGAUGCGACUGACGCGCGACGGCGGCGCGGCGGACGUCGUCGCGCUUCGCGAGGCGAACGUCGCGCGACGCGCGGAGCGGUGCCGGCAGUUCGCGGGAUACCUGCGACCGGGGGCGUUCGCGGCGAGGCGGACGUUUUACUGCGCGGCGGACGGCGGCGCGCUGCGAAAGAAGAGCGAAAAAGCGUCGCCGCACGCGGCGAUGCUGAGCGAUCCGACGGUGAUGACGAAAAUGAUGACGAAGAAUGCGAUGAUGAUGGCGCCGAACAUGCUGACGGCGGCGUGGGUGAAUUUUUUCUUCGCGGGAUUCGUGGUGGGGCGGACGCCGUUUCCGCUGACGCAGCGGUUUCGGGGGAUGCUGCAGCGAGGGGUGGCGCUGCAGAGCCUGGACGUGACGUACGUGUCGAGCUUGUCGUGGUAUUUCUUGAAUUUUUUUGGGUUGGGGGGGGUGUUUCAGUUGGUUUUGGGGGAUAACGAGUUGGACGACGCGGCGGCGAUGCAAAACGCGUUCGCGAGCGGGCUCAACGCGGACAAGGCGUUCGCGCACGCGUUGGAGGGGUUGGAGGCGUUGAAACACGAGUACAUGAUGCACAUCGCCGACGCGCGCGCGACGGCGAUGCUGCGCGCGCUGAACGAGGGUAAGAGUCCGCGCGAGGCGAGACUGGCGGCGGCGGCGGCGCGAUGA
This is a messenger RNA of Ostreococcus lucimarinus CCE9901, 783 nucleotides long. RefSeq lists its product with no specific name. The record is from RefSeq and is a predicted model, not a curated record. Lineage: Eukaryota; Viridiplantae; Chlorophyta; Mamiellophyceae; Mamiellales; Bathycoccaceae. Gene Ontology annotation, biological process: protein folding in endoplasmic reticulum. The coding region runs from base 1 to 783 and encodes 260 amino acids. The transcript has a single exon. Gene Ontology annotation, cellular component: EMC complex; membrane.